UGUGGUCACACAUGGUAAACUUCUUUCCACUGUCCCUACCUUCUCCCCUCUUCUUUAUUCCUUCUUCUGCCCCCUGCGCACCCUCUCCACCUAUUUUCUUCUUUAGUCUUCCCAAGUCUUCCUACGUUGCUCUUGGACCCCUCGCUCUCUCUUGCCAACCUCUCCUUGCCUUGCUUCCUGCUUGGAAACUGCGCGCGCGCGCGCGCGCACACACAGAGAGAGAGAGAGAGAUUAAGUCGCUUCUUGGGAUCUCCAUUGCCGACCACAUCCCCUUUCUCCUCAUUUCUCAUGCGUACAAGACAUCUCCAAAUCCCACACUCUUCCUCUUUCCUCCCCUCUUCCCCCUUUCCAUCUCCCUUUCCCUUUUAAACCCCUUUUCCUCCUUUCUUUUCCCCCUUCCAAUACCUCCCAUCUCCCACAUUGCCCACUUCUCCCUCAUCUCCUCCUAAUCACUUAGAAGUUUCGAUCUUUCCUGCUUAAUCGCGUAAACGAGACAAUUUUUCCACCCAGAUUCAUCUUUCUUCGGUCCAAAGUUUCGAUUUUUACGUUGGAUUGAAGCAUUCUGCUUGAUAAAAAUCUCUCCUUUUUCUCUCUAUUGACCAAAGUUUGGAUUUUUGGGUUGGAUAGAGGUGUUAGAUCUCGGCCGAUAUGGGCGGUCAGCUCAGCACUGGAACGCCGCCAGUCCUCAACGUCGACGGCGGUGGCGCCACCAGCGCCUCCGCUGGCGGGCACAGCGGCAUGGAGUACUUGGCCGGGCUGAGCUCCUACGAGAUGGCGUGCCGCCUCGAUCCGGAGCUCCGAUCCUUCGACGACACUCUCCAGGAGCGCACCAGCCGUGUCAUCUCCACCCUCGCCCACGGCGUGGAGUUGCGCUCCCUCUCCUUCGACUCCCUCAGGCAGGUCACCGGGUCCCUCCUCGAGAUGAACCAAGAUGUGGUCAAGGUCAUCCUCGAGGGCAAGGAGGACAUCUGGAAGAACCCCGAGCUCUUCAACCUCGUCGAGGAGUACUUUGAGAACAGCCUCCAGACUCUAGACUUCUGCACCGCCCUCGAGAAGUGCCUCAAGAAGGCCCGGGACAGCCAAUUGAUCCUCCAUGUUGCCCUCCAGCACUUCGAGGAAGAGAAGGAGGAGGUGGUGGAACAAGACUGCAAGAAGAAGUAUUUAAGGACUUUAGAGGAAUUGAGGCAUUUCAAGGCUGCCGGCGAUCCUUUUACAGAGGAAUUCUUCAAGGAGUUUCAGUCGGUCCAUAGACAGCAGCUAUCGAUGCUUGAGAAGCUAAAUCAGCGGAAGAACAAGCUCAACAAGAAGCUGAAAUCAAUCAAGACAUGGAGGAAGGUCUCUAACAUAAUUUUUGCAGCCACCGUUGCCACCAUUAUUAUUUGCUCGGUGGCUGCCGCCGCUGUGGCUGCGCCACCGGUUGCUGCAGCUUUGGCUGCUGCAGCCUCCAUUCCUGUGGGGUCGAUGGGAAAAUGGAUUGACUCAUUGUUCAAGGACUACCAGGAGGCACUGAAGGGGCAAAAGGGAAUUCUCAGCUCCAUGCAGGUUCGCACCUACAUUGUUAUAAAGGACUUGGAUAGCAUCGGUGUGCUCGUCAAUCGCUUGGAGGAUCAGAUUAAUGUGCUGCUGGAGAAUGCUGACUUCGCCCUCAGGGAUGAGGAGGCAGUGAAGUUUGGAAUUAAGGAGAUCAAGGAGAAGGUGGAGGUGUUUACGAAGAGCAUCGAGGAUUUGGGUGAAAAAACAGACCAGUGCAGCAGAGAUAUAGGGAAGGCAAGGACCGUUGUCUUGCAGAGGAUCAUUAGGUGUCACGGACUAUGUACAUGUCAAUUGUUCUCACCUCUUGCUUUCGUGAAUAAUAGAAGGAGUCUGAGUAGUCUUGACUGAUCUCGUGAAACACCACCUUUCUUUCAGAAGUACAGCUGAGGAUGGAAGCCCAUGCUGCUUGUAAGAGUAAUAAUGUUGGGUGUGGGGUCCUUGAAGAAGCUUGCCAAAACUCCAGAAGCAAAGACAACAGCUAGGAAAGGACCAUUGCACGAGCCAUGAUGAUCACUUCAAUGCUUUCCAAGCUCUCAUACUUGUUCUGUAUAACCUGUAAUUUUUCAAUUUUUAAGUUCUCACUUGUUCCAGUUGUUAGGAUUAACUCUGAAAGGGGCUGCAUUCUAACUUCUACAUUGCCUUCAUUUCUACAGAGAGAUUGUACUAUGAUAAGGUUUCACCUAAUAAUAAGAAUCAUAUAGGAGGUGUUAAAAGAGUGGUAACAAAUUGUGAUA
Molecule: messenger RNA, 2267 nt
Organism: Phoenix dactylifera (date palm)
Lineage: Eukaryota; Viridiplantae; Streptophyta; Magnoliopsida; Arecales; Arecaceae
Source: RefSeq, a predicted model, not a curated record